Molecule: messenger RNA, 1791 nt
Organism: Cercopithifilaria johnstoni
Lineage: Eukaryota; Metazoa; Nematoda; Chromadorea; Rhabditida; Onchocercidae
Source: the annotation of a GenBank genome assembly
AUGGAAAUGAAUUUUCGGACCGAUGAAGGAGUUCGCUUUCGGAAAGUGAAAGCAAAUUUUGGUAUCGAUGAUGAAAGCAGUGAAUUAGAGGAAUCAGAUGUUGUUGAUCGAUUCAGAGAAGAGGCGCAAGAAGGAAGCUCUGAUAUAUCACCCUGUUCCUGGGAAGAACAUGGUGAUAGAGAAUGCCUGGAUGUGCCAAGUUUUUGGAACUACAUAUGGGGUGAACUUACGAGGGGAUAUUCUCUUGACAACGAUGAAUUGCGUUAUGCAGAAAAACAGAAAAAAAUAAGUGCAUUUUUGAGGAUACCAAUUGAAUUAGAGAAAUUUUUGUUUUAUGGUACAUUGCAAUGUCUGGAAGCAUUUUGCCACUUAUCUACAUUUCUGCCAAUUCGUCUAUUGAUGUCUGUUGUUGGUUCGUUAUUAUGUUCUAGAAAAUGGAUUGCAUCCAAUACUUGUGAUUUUUUAAAAGCUUUCAUUGUGACAAUUUGUUCAUAUCUCAUGACUUUGAUUGAUACAUCGGUAAUGUAUCACCAGGUUCGAGGCCAAGGUGUAAUUAAGCUUUAUAUUUUUUAUAAUAUGCUCGAAGUAGCCGACAAGUUAUUUAGUAGUUUCGGUCAAGAUAUUUUUGAUGCCUUGUUUUGGUCGAGUACACAUUCGUCAUCAAGUUAUGUACGGAUGUUUGUGCACCUAUUCAUUGCAGUCAUUUAUACUUGGCUACAUACAAUACUCGUCUUAUUACAAGCUACAACUUUAAAUGUAGCUUUUAAUUCACAUACGCAAGCAUUGCUUGCUAUAAUGAUGUCCAAUAAUUUUGUGGAACUAAAAGGAUCAGUCUUCAAAAAAUUCGCCAAGGCAAAUCUUUUCCAGAUGUCUUGCAGUGAUGUCCGUGAACGCUUUCAUAUCUUUACUUUAUUAGCAGUUGUGGUUGUACGAAAUAUGAUGGCGGUUAAUUGGAAAUUCGAGCAUUUCGUGGAAAUGUUGCCAGACCUUGCCUUGGUAACGAUUGCUGAAAUAAUCGUUGAUUGGUUAAAACACGCUUUUAUCACUAAGUUCAACGAAAUACCAGCAGAGGUAUAUCAAGAUUUUACAAUAACAAUUGCUUUUGAUGUCAUUCGAAGUCGUGGAGAGAAAGCCUUUUCAGAUUAUUCAGAUCAGGUAUCAAGACGAAUGGGUUUUAUACCUAUUCCAUUAACAAUUUUGCUGAUACGCGUUAUUACGCAAACAUUUGAUUUCACCAUUACAUCCGUGCAGCUUAUUUUUUGUCUCACAUGGCUUUUGUUAUUGACAUUGAAAAUAGUAAAUGGUAUCGUUGUGCUUGGAAAAGCAUGUGGACAUGUGAAACAUUAUCGUGAACUUCAGGAAAAGGCGGAAUGUGAAAUCUUCCGGAGAAGAGUGCUGAUGAAGAAAAGUAAAAGUGCUCCGAAUUCACCAAGAAUAAGUUUAAUUGAUUUCAGUGAUGUUCUUCAUCAGCCAUCAUCAAACAAAGGUUUUACUGUAUCAGAUCUAAUAUCCCAUUGGGAUGAAUUAAAUCAAAGUGUGGAAACUACUCCCACUCCAGAGCCGCGAAGGACAAAAUCGUUGGCUAUUUUUAAAUCUCGAAGAGAUAAUUCGUUGCCAUCUCAUACUGCUAAUGCUGAGAAGGACGAAAAGGAAGAUGUGUCAGAAGUCGCAGAUCAGUCAAAGAAUACUCCGAGGAAACGCACUAGAACUACUGGAUGUGAAAGUCUUUCUGAUGUUCAGGCAUAUACAAUGCUUGAUAAUGCGACGGAACCUAUGGAGAUACAAUCAUGA